GAAGUGUAAAUGAUAAACACGCUCGCUCCUUCAGCACAGAGCAGAGAGUUUGACCCAACCUCCACGAUACAAGGCUUCACAUCAUUGGAGACCGUUACUCACUUUGUAGGCAGAGCGACUGGGAGGCAGGGCGCUUUAGAGAAUCCGAGACCAGGCAAGUAAGAAAAAGAGAGCGAGAGAAAGAGAGCAGUAGUGGAAAGACAGGAAGACAAGAGACAGAGGCAUGUCCAGAAUCUGACACUUUUACAGGAUUCGGAGCACUGAAAAGCUGAAGAAAAAGACAACACAAAUCAGCUACUAUGCAGGGAGUCCAUGGCAGCCCUUUCCCCUCGACACCCUUGAUAACAGCCCUCCUGAUCUUCCUGCUGUGCUCAGCUGGUUCUUUUCUUGAGUUGAGUCCCAUUAUAAAAGAAACCACUCUGUCCGCUAAUGCCUCUAUCUCCAUCACCUGUUCCGGGUGGGCUCCUGUCUCCUGGCGCUACAAAAGAGAUGAAAACGUACCUGAGUUCAGAACAGAAAAUCGAUCUCGCACCUCUAGUGUUCUCCACCUAGAGAAUGUGACAUGGAGACACACAGGAGUGUAUGUGUGCUCUGAGAAUGGUUCUGAGGAAACCAGGGAGGUGGCUGUCUUUGUGCCUGACCCAGAGGAGUGGUUUCUGGAGAAUGACUUUCAUGCAGUCACUAAGACAACUGAUGAAGGGACAAUUCCCUGUCUGGUGACAGACCCAAAGAUCAAUGUGACCCUUCAUGAAAAAGAUACUGAUAUCCAAGUGAUGGGCAAAUACAUACCCACCACUGGCUUUACAGCAAUACUGGAAGACAAAAUUUACAAAUGCAGAGGAGAACGCAAUGGAAAGGAACAGUGGUCCAAUUUAUUCUACGUCUUCAGCAUUAUAGUUCCUGAGGCGCUGGACGCCCACAUCAAUGCCUCAAAGACGGUGUUGAAACAAGGCGAGCCACUCAGCAUUAACUGCACGGCCCACGGAGUCGAGCUCGUCUUUUUCAACUGGGAGUUCCCGAACAAAGAAGCUGGAAAUGUGGAAGUUCUGACAGACAUAAUCUCAGCAACCAUGAGUAUGCGCUCUUUUCUGAACUAUUCCCAAACCACUCUGGAACACUCUGGGCAGUACAUCUGCUAUGCACAAGAGAGCGUGAGCAACCAACGUACAUCUCUUAGCAUCAACAUCACUGUGCUGGAGAAAGGUUUUGUCAAGCUGAGCUCAUUUCAAAGCACUAAUGUCUCGGCCUUACUGCAUGAGAAUGUGGAGCUGAGGGUGGAGGUGGAGGCGUAUCCCACACCUCGGAUACACUGGAGCAAAGAUGGAGCCAUGAUUAACGGAGACAAGGUCAUCAAUACGAGACAGGAACAGGAAACCAGAUACAUCAGCACAUUAACUCUAGUGAGGAUCCGCCUAGAGCAGAGAGGAUAUUACACUGUUUAUGUUUCCAAUGGGGACGAUUCCAAGAAGAUGACCUUUGAUCUAGUGGUUAAAGUUCCCCCUCAGAUAACUGAACUUUCAGAUCAUCACCUGCCGGAAGAGAAGCAUGCAGUCACCUGCGUGGCAGAAGGAGUCCCGUCUCCCAGUGUCCAGUGGCUUAGCUGUAAUAGCAUGCACAAGUGCAGCAACAAAACUGCUGUGUGGACCCCCCUAGUGGCAGAUACAGAGAACAUCCACAUUGUGACUAAUGUCACCUAUAACGAGAGCCGGAAAAUCCAUCAGGUCCACAGCCAGGUGAUGUUUCUCCAACCUCAGCAGAUCACUGUUCGCUGCCAGGCCAAGAAUGAGAGAGGAGCUCGUGCACGGGACAUCAGACUCAUCUCUAGCAGUCUGUUCUCUCAAGUGGCUGUUCCAGCUGCUGUUGUGGCUCUAUUCGUCAUAACCAUCAUUUUUAUUAUCAUUCUCAUUGCAGUGUGUAGGAAGAAACCACGUUAUGAAAUUAGAUGGAAGGUGAUUGAGUCUGUAAGUCAGGACGGUCACGAGUACAUCUAUGUGGACCCUGUUCAUCUCCCUUAUGACCUGGCCUGGGAAAUGCCUCGAGACAGUCUGGUUCUCGGUCGCAUACUGGGAUCAGGAGCGUUUGGCAGAGUGGUGGAGGCAACUGCUUAUGGACUCACCAAUGCCCAAUCUUCUACUAAAGUGGCUGUAAAAAUGCUUAAAUCAACAGCACGUAGGAGCGAGACUCAGGCUCUGAUGUCCGAGCUAAAGAUCAUGAGUCACUUGGGUCCUCACCUCAACAUCGUCAACCUGCUGGGAGCCUGCACCAAACAGGGUCCUCUGUACCUGGUGACGGAGUUCUGUCGAUACGGGGACCUGGUGGAUUACCUGCACAGGAACAAGCAGACCUUUCUGCAGAACUAUGCUAACAAGAGCCACCUCGCCAAUGGGAACGACAGCCACAUCUGUAUUGACUCUGAUAUGCCUUCUGAGAAAGGCUAUGUGUCAUUUGGCUCUGAAAGUGAUGGUGGUUAUAUGGACAUGAGGAAAGAAGAUAUGACUGAAUAUGUGGCCAUGCAAGAGCUAAAAGACACCAUUAAAUAUGCUGAAAUCCAGCCAUCUCCAUACGAGUCACCAUAUCAGCAGGACAUCUACCAAGAACAAGGUCACAGAGUGGACCUCUCACUGGUCAUCAGCGAUUCUCCCGCUCUGAGCUAUUGUGAUCUGGUGGGCUUCAGUUUCCAGGUGGCAAAAGGCAUGGAGUUUCUGGCCUCUAAAAAUUGUGUUCAUCGGGACCUGGCGGCUAGGAACGUCUUAAUAUGUGAAGGAAAACUGGUGAAAAUCUGUGACUUUGGGCUGGCCAGAGACAUUAUGCAUGAUAACAAUUACAUCUCCAAAGGAAGUACAUUCCUCCCUCUAAAAUGGAUGGCCCCAGAAAGCAUCUUUCAUAACCUGUACACUACACUGAGUGAUGUUUGGUCUUAUGGUAUUUUGCUAUGGGAGAUAUUUACUCUGGGAGGAACUCCAUACCCAGAUCUCCCUAUGAAUGAGCUCUUCUAUAACGCUCUUAAGAGAGGUUAUCGGAUGGCCAAACCCAUGCAUGCUUCAGAGGAAGUUUAUGAGGUAAUGAGGAAGUGCUGGGAAGAGAAGUUUGAGAAGAGGCCAGAGUUCUCCUAUCUGGUACAGGAGAUGGGAAACAUGCUCACAGAUGGAUAUAAAAAGCGAUACUCCCAGGUCAACGAGAGCUUUCACAAGAGUGAUCAUCCAGCUGUUGUACGCAGCAAGCCCAGGACCCCAUCUCCAUUCCCGGGCACAUUCCCUCCUUCUUCCCCUUCCACCAUUUUUCCUCUAUCCUCCUCACCUAACCGUUGCCUAGAGGAUGGUCAGGAGACACCUUAUAAUGGUUACAUCAUCCCAAUUCCUGACCCCAAGCCUGAGGAAGAGUGUCAGGAAGUCAGUAUGCCAAUAGACAGUCCCUCAAGCAUUGCAGGUUCUGAGGCUGAGACAGCAUCAUUGGAGUCUCCCAGUGCAGAACAGGAGUCUGAUGAUCAAUUGAAGGAACGAUCCAUCACUCCUGACAUAGAGGAGAGCUUCCUGUAACAGAAAGAAGUUUCCUCUCGCACUGAACAAAAUCUGCGACUGACAUUCAAACAAAAAGCAGACAUAGAAUCUGGUUAAUACAGGUCCUAUGGGGUGACAUGGUGGUUAUUUACGACCACUAUUUAAUUUACUUAGGCCACAAGUUAAUAUUUCAAGAUGACAAGCUAGUGUUGCAAUCCAGAAAUCCUAGCAAAUCCUAGAAAAUUCCAAGUUGAUUUAAAAAAAUUUUUUUUUUCCUUCAAUCGAAAAGCGUUUUAGUGUUUUGGGUCGGAGAGAUGUGAGCCAAAAAAAAAAAGAAGAAAUUAUGUAAAAUGUCUGUCAUAUCUUGAUCAUCUUUGCCCACAAGCCUUAAAAUAGCUGAUUAAAUGAAACUGAACUUAAAUCUGUUAAUAAGCCUCAAAUAUUAUAAAGUAGAAAAUAAUGCAAUGAGAAUACAAGGCAAUUUAGCUGUUUGAGUUCCUGACUUGGAAAUUCUUUGAAUGCCUUUGAAUUCCUUUGCACUUUAUCAUGUGACUGGUAGGACUGGUCUAAAUUCCAAGUUUCAUGAAUUUUUGUGGUCACAAAUUGACCAUGCCUUAGUACAUUACAGGAAAAUGCUUAAUUUUAAAUACAUAAUUUUCCAUAAAUUAUAUAAUAGAUCUUUAGAAACUUAACUGAUGUGCUUAAUAUAUUAUUUCUUGGCUGAACAUCUAAAAGUUCUUUAAAAAACAAUGAUUUUUGUAAAUGUUAUUCUGUAUAAUUAACAAAUAUUAGGAUUACUACAGAAAACUUGUAUCAGUUUUUCUACCUUGUUUCUUUUUUAGUUGGAAUUGGCAUUUAAGAAAAAUAGAUAUCAAGUGGAAAACAGUCUUUGUAAUGCUGAAUUUGACUUGUAACUCUUUUAAAACGCCAUCUUAAAAUUGAGGAAAUGGUAGUUAAGUCAGCCAUGACUCAAAACUCUGCACAUGUUCUGGGUCCAAGAUGUCUACGCCACAGACACUGGCUCCAAACUCAUCCAAGAUGGUGUCUUUCAACCAGUUUCACUUGAGGCAUCAAAACUGUAUACAACUGUAAAAAUGUAAGACAUUCUCAUACAUUAGUCUGAUUUUCACCUAACAGAUGAGGGGAAGUUUUCUAGUUAGUUGACUGCAACAAAUUACUUGUAUACAUGUGGAAGGGGCCUUAAUCAGAGUUUUGAGGAUCUGUCAAAAAACACCUUUAUUCAUAUUACUGGUUGGUCAGUGCUUUUCAGUGAAUAUAUAUAUAUACAUGUUUUGUGCUAUAAUACAAAUAGACCUGUGCACACAUUGACAGUGGACCAAGUUGAGGCUUGCCAUGAGCUGUCUUUAUAUGCUUUUUAGCACUGAAUUGUACAACUAUUUAAGGUGAUCUUUCUCUGUAUCAGCUGAACUUUGCCUGAGAUCUCCUAUUGGAUCAUACAUGGCUAUGUCACAGGAGAUUGUGCCACAAUCGGCUUUAGUUAAUGCAUUUUCUCUGCUUCAGUGAGUGCUGCCUUUAUUAAAAUAAGUGACAAAGUAUGCAUUUUGAUAGACAGCAAAAUACCCUUCUGAACAAUUCUAAAAUUUUAUGCUAAUAGAGUCAAGUGAUUUUUACCAGUAUGAGACUGUUGAAAACUUGCCACAAGCAUGAGUAAAGCUAUAUGUAGUUAAAGACAGGAAGAGAAAAUCAGGUUGAUUUAUUUCCAAGAAUAUGAAUGGAGAACGGUACACUACAGUAUAUUUAUGAGAAUCUAAACAGUACAUCAUUAGUGUCAAAUGAGAUUAUGUGCAGUAAGUGGCAUUAGCAUUGCCAAAAGUGCUUAGCAUCAUUUUUAGAAAACUGUUGUUUUGUAAAUUGUAUGUUAUUUCAGUUAUAUAACAGGGACUGACAUUUUUUUUGAGGACACGUUUAUAAAAGUGAUUUCUAUUUUACAACUGUUGAUCAGAGCCUUAUGCAAGAGAACUACAAAUGUUUGUUUUUUCAGUUUUUAUAUAAUUUUCCUAUAUUUUCUGUUUUAGAGAAAGGAUUUCUUACAGCCUUGUAGCAAGUUUGCACUUUAAAGUUAAAUGGGAAACUUUGAUCUAGAUUAUAUAUUUUGGGGUAUUUUUCCUUUCUUUUUUACUUUGAUGACUGAAAUGAAGGUACAUUAAAUGAAUAGCGGUAUUAUGAACUGUUGAUGCAGUAUUACAUAGACUGCUUUUUGUUCUUUAGCAAUGUAACUUUCUGACUGAAACACUAGUGAAACAGCACAGGUUAAGGUACUAGAUACAGGUCAACUCUUUAUGUGUGAAACUUCAUCUUUUGUGUUACUUACGUUUACUUAAAGUGACUGUAUCUUUAAUUUCUUCAUGUUAUUACAGAAUGACAGCCUUUCGGCUGUAGUAAGAGUCCUUUUAUAAACCAAUAAAGGGACAAUUCCAUUUUUUUAAAUGUUUGAAAUGUCAUAAUUUUACCAGAAACAAUAAAACAUUUAACCUCAGAAUGGUAGCAAUGACCCACAUUACAUACCUACUAAAGAAGCCAUACAUUUUGUACACGACUCAGAAAGUAUAUUGCUUUGCUUUCUUUUCACUUUUUUAGAUUUUAUUGUAGCCUUUUUUUUUUGUAUAUGAGCCAAACCUUAUUUAGUGCCACACCAUAAUUCACACUUUAUGAGGAAAUAUUAUACACGCUAUGGUACCAAAGCUUCUACAUUAUGUAUGUUUACAAUUGUAUUUUUGUAUAAAUAUUUUGUAUAUUGUACUUUAUCGUACUGAAUGUUCUAUAUGUAAAGGAAACCUAAAAUAAAGAAAAGGGAGAAAACAA
This is a messenger RNA of Clarias gariepinus (North African catfish), 6320 nucleotides long. It is a transcript of the gene pdgfrb, whose product is annotated as platelet-derived growth factor receptor, beta polypeptide. Gene Ontology annotation, cellular component: signaling receptor complex. Gene Ontology annotation, biological process: multicellular organism development; positive regulation of smooth muscle cell migration; angiogenesis. The coding region runs from base 300 to 3536 and encodes 1078 amino acids. The transcript has 23 exons. Gene Ontology annotation, molecular function: platelet-derived growth factor beta-receptor activity; platelet-derived growth factor binding; ATP binding. The record is from RefSeq and is a predicted model, not a curated record. NCBI's taxonomy places the organism in Eukaryota, Metazoa, Chordata, Actinopteri, Siluriformes, Clariidae.